Molecule: messenger RNA, 1059 nt
Organism: Rubroshorea leprosula
Lineage: Eukaryota; Viridiplantae; Streptophyta; Magnoliopsida; Malvales; Dipterocarpaceae
Source: the annotation of a GenBank genome assembly
CGACACAAACCAGGCUUCCUUCUAUAAGCAAUCAUGGCUAUGUAUAAGCCCCAUGUUUUGCUCUUACUCCUCACUCUGUUCCUUUCCUCUGCUUUCCUCUCUCUAGGUUUUCACCUUCGUAGCCCGGGGGAAGAGGCUUUCGAGUUGCUUACUGAGAGUAACCCCGAGAGUCCACGGAGGGAGUACGAGCAUUGCCAGCAGCGAUGCCAAGAGGAACAGGGGCAUAUGCGUCAGGGGGAAUGCCAGCAGCAAUGUGAGCGAAGAAUGAGGGAGCGAGAAUACCAGGAGGAGGACGAUCCUCGCCAUCAGUAUGAGCAUUGUCAGCAACGUUGUCACAGGCAACAUCAUGAUCGAGGCAGCAGUGGCACUGCCUACAAAUGUAGGGAGUACGAGGAACGACAGGAGGGACGACGCGACAACCCUCAAGAGCCAUGCAAACAAUACGAGCAAUGCAGAGAACGUUGCCAGACGCAACAUCAAAGCCAAAAAAAGCAGCAACAAUGCCAAAGAACUUGCAGGGAGCAACUCGAGGAACAACAGGAGGACUGCAAAUCAGAACAAGAGGAACAAAGCAACAAUCCUUUCUUCAUCCGAUCACAGUGGUUCCAACCCCGAUUCAGCACCGGACAAGGCCACUGGAGCGUUCUUCCUAAGUUCAAUCAGAUGUCCCCUCUUCUCCGCGGCAUUGAAAACUACCGACUCUCCAUCCUAGACGCAUAUGCCAACACCUUUGUUGUCCCACACCACGGCGAUUCUGAUUCUCUUUUUGUUGUUGUAAGGGGUCAGGGAACAAUCACCUUUGUGAGCGAUGAUGGAAGACAGUCUUUCAACGUUAAAUAUGGAGACGCAAUUAGGGUUCCGGCAGGGACUACCGUGUAUAUGGUAAACUCAGAAAGAGACGAUGAGUUCAUAUCGCCUCCAUCAAUGAGCCUGUCAAUGCUCCUGGCCAUUUUCAGGAGUUCUUACUUAGCGGAGGUGAAGAGCCUGAGGGUUAUUUAGAUGUCUUCAGAAUUGAAACUCUUGCAGCUUUCUUGAAUACCAUAAAAGAUCAGAUAAGGA